GCUGUUUUUCUGGACUUAAGUAUGUUGUUUUUCUGGGGUAAUUGUUGUUUUCUGAGUUAAUUUUCUUCGUUGUUCAUUGUUGUUAACAGGGCUGGACUGUUGUUAUCUUGUUCUGACUUCUGGGUUAAUUAUUGUUGACUAUUGGUAAUGUUCUGAGUUAUUUUUGUGCUAUUAUUCUAUUUGAGUUAAUUUGUUAGUUGUUGGCUUGUCGCUGAGUAAAAUUAGUUAAACUUAAAAACUUGUGCUCUUCAACUGGAUCCGGCUCUGAUUGAUACUGGAAGAAGGGUUUUCAGUUGAAAUCCCAGAUGAAUAAGCUUGUUUGCUGCGCCACUGUUGCUAAAUAAUAGCCUCAGCUAAAGCUCAUCAGAAAAUUGUUGAAAAGCUCUGAAAUUUCACUCUGUUAUUCUCUUGGAGUUGGGGAUGUGGCAUUCUAAGGAGGAUCAAAAGGGCGUUGUCGUUGAAGUUCAUCUUCAGAGCUGAGCGAGUGUUGUAUCUGGUUGAAGUUUUCUUCAACCUCAAAUAGUGCGUUCUCCCCUCUCCUAUCUCUUCGUUACCUCAAAAAGCUAACAUGGCGGUUGCACCCUGUAUCACGGCUGCUGCACUUCCUAGUUGCGCCACAAAACUCUACUCAGGGUUGAAACUUCAAUCUCCAAGUAUCCCUAAUUCUCUUGCGUGUAAACCUAAUGUCUCCGCUGAGUUCUAUGGAAAAGUUCACAAGAGUCUGCAUUGCGGGUAUGCUAAUCACAAACCAGCAAGGGCACAAAUUCAAAUGAUGCCCAUAGGGACCCCUAGAGUCCCCUAUAGGACACCUGGUGAAGGAACUUGGCAAUGGGUUGAUUUGUGGAAUGCCCUUGUAAAGGGUUAUUGGAUGCAGUAUCGAGAGCGUGUUCUCUUCAUUGGACAAAACAUAGAUGAAGAAUUUAGUAACCAAGUAUUGGCAACCAUGCUGUAUCUUGACAGUAUAGAUAACGCCAAGAGGAUGUAUAUGUACAUCAAUGGUCCUGGUGGAGAUCUUACACCAAGCUUGGCUAUCUAUGACACUAUGCAGAGCUUGCAAAGUCCUGUAACCACCCAUUGUGUUGGCUAUGCCUAUAAUCUUGCAGCAUUUCUUCUUGCAGCCGGAGAAAAGGGCAACCGCUUUGCAAUGCCUCUUUCCAGAGUUGCUCUGCAAUCUCCAGCGGGAGCUGCUCGGGGUCAGGCUGAUGACAUCCGCAAUGAAGCAAAUGAGCUUUUAAGAAUCAGAGAUUACCUCUUUAACGAGUUGGCUAAGAAAACAGGCCAGCCUAUUGAGAGG
Arachis ipaensis is the source of this 1294-nucleotide messenger RNA. The record is from RefSeq and is a predicted model, not a curated record. NCBI's taxonomy places the organism in Eukaryota, Viridiplantae, Streptophyta, Magnoliopsida, Fabales, Fabaceae.